This is a messenger RNA of Brassicogethes aeneus, 1743 nucleotides long. The record is from the annotation of a GenBank genome assembly. NCBI's taxonomy places the organism in Eukaryota, Metazoa, Arthropoda, Insecta, Coleoptera, Nitidulidae.
GCAAUUCUACUUUUGAUAAGCAUGUUUUAUUUUAACUUAAGGGAAUGAUUUCAUUGUGAAUUUAUUUUGUUUUGACAUAAUCCUAGUUGUGAAACUACCUAAUAUUGAUGUAAUUAUUACAACGUUUAAAGUUUAGGGUUAUUUGACAACAAAGUGUUAACCUCUAAACAAACUUUUGUCGGUGAUGUACAAAAAUUUGAUUUAAAAAUGGUGUCUGAUACAUUUUUAACAACAGCUUUAAGAUCAACAUUGGUAUGUUCUACUUGUGAAGGAUGUUUAUCAUACUUCCCAAUACAUACAAAUGAAAAUGGAAAUUAUUGUGGACGAUGUUUGCCCCCCGAAAUGUCUCUUAGAAAUGAAAUAUACGAAAAAUUGGCAAGCAUAAAUAAAUUUCCUUGUCUUAACAAUGCACAAGGUUGUAUGCAGUUCAUUAUUCCUUCGAAAGUGCCAGAUCAUGAACAAUUUUGCAAGUAUAGAAAAAUAAGUUGUCCAGUAGUCAUUCAAAAUAAUAAAUGCAACUGGCAAGGACUUUCCAUUGAUAUAUUUGCUCAUUUUGAAAAAAAUCAUUUAACUUACAUUAUGCAAAACUCUAAAGUUGAAAUCAAUUUUGUUCACAACUAUGAAAAUAAUUAUUUAUUACCAUAUUUUGAUGAUUAUUACAUUGUUAAUAUAAACACGAACACUAAAGAAGGGUUGUGUAGUUUUAAAAUUACUUAUCUUGGAAGCAAUCCAGAGAGCAAGAAAUUUAUUUGCAAAUUAAAAUUCCAAUCGGUUAACAAACAGGAUAAAGCCUCAUUUGAAUUUAAAAUAUUUGAAAAAAGCAUACAUACUAUUAAAGAAAUAAAAGAGGCAUUAAAAGACCCUGCUGCCAUAGAAGUAUACUUCGAGUUAUACAAAAAAUAUGAAGCAAAACAAGUUGAGGAUAAAAAAAUAAUUGCUGAUGCCAUGAAUACAGAGUUAUUGGAUGAACUUGAAUGUCCAGUGUGCUUUUUCUACAUGGUUCCACCAAUUAUGCAAUGCGAAAAAGGGCAUAGUAUUUGCAAACCAUGCAGCCUCCAGGUGAAGGAGUGUCCCACAUGCAAAAAUGGUAUAAAAGAUACACAAAAUUUUGCCCUUGAAAAAAUCUCAAGAAUGAUGACUUAUCCAUGCAAAUUUGAUUUGUGCACAUUCAAGGGAAAAUUCAAUAUUAUCAGAAACCAUGAGAGUAAAUGUAGGUUUGGAGAAUUUGUGUGUCCAUUAAAAGAAUAUGAUAGGUGUAAUUGGAUGAGAAACAUACUAGAAAUGCCAGCACACGUGGAGGAAAAACAUUUGGAAAACCUGCUAGAACUUGAGACUGUAGUUAUGCCCUUUAAUGCAACAGACAUGGAAGAUUGUUUCAUUUUAAAAUACGAUUUUCAGCUUUUUAUUUUGCAUUUAAAGUUUGCUGAUCAAUUUUUUUAUUUUUCUCUUCAGCUUGUUGGUCCUCAGGAAGACAGUGUUGAAUAUAGCUAUGAAAUUGAUAUAAUAGAUUGCUCAGGAGGAAAAAGAAGAUUCUAUUUUACUGAUCAAUGCAAUGAACUUACUGAUAAAAAUAUGGCAUUUGAGUUGGGAAACAUUUUUCAAGUUGUCAGCUAUCAACAAAUACAAAACUUAAUAACUGAUCAAUUUGGAUUUAGAAUUUCAAUUUUGAAGUAAUUUGUAUUUUUAUUAUUAAAUAUUAUGUACUCCUUUCAUAUUUGCCAAUAAACUAUUUUUUAUUCAAUA